Molecule: messenger RNA, 363 nt
Organism: Talaromyces atroroseus
Lineage: Eukaryota; Fungi; Ascomycota; Eurotiomycetes; Eurotiales; Trichocomaceae
Product: 60S ribosomal protein L34-B
Exons: 4
Coding region: 1-363 (120 amino acids)
Biological process (GO): translation
Cellular component (GO): ribosome
Molecular function (GO): structural constituent of ribosome
Source: RefSeq, a predicted model, not a curated record
AUGGCGAACACUAGAUUGCAAUACCGCCGACGGAACCCGUACAACACGAGGUCCAACCGUGUCCGCAUCAUCAAGACCCCUGGUGGAAACCUUCGGUACUUGCAUAUCAAGAAGAAGGGUACCGCUCCCAAGUGCGGUGACUGCGGCGUCAAGCUCCCUGGUGUCCCCGCUCUUCGCCCUCGUGAAUAUGCCCAGAUCUCUCGUCCUCGCAAGAACGUCUCUCGCGCAUACGGUGGUUCUCGCUGCGGUAACUGCGUCAAGGACCGCAUCGUCCGUGCUUUCUUGAUUGAGGAGCAGAAGAUCGUCAAGAAGGUCCUUAAGGACUCCCAAGAAAAAGAGAAGGCCGCCUCUCGCAAGCGCUAA